AUGGCUGCGUUCAGAGCUCGGCAGUUGGGAACGCUAACAAGGUGCUACACAAGAGCAAUGUCAAUUCCCGUGAUCGAUAUCAGUCCAUUCCACAAGACCCCUCUCCUCCAGACUACUCGACCAUCCUUAGAAUGUGUUCAGACUAGCCAGGAACUCUACCAUGCUCUCUCUGAAUGGGGAUUCUGUCUCAUCAAGAACCACGGGAUACCUCCAGAGUUGCGGAAGCAAAUAUUCCAAUCAGCAGAAGACUUUUUUGGACUUCCGGAGGAGGAGAAGCUAGUUCUUCAUGUCAAGAAAGGGGGCGUUGCCUGGAGGGGGUUCAUGCCGAGAGGUGGAGAAGCCACUCACGGGUUUACCGACCACAAAGAGGGCAUGUACUUUGGCCCCGAGCAUCAAGAGAAUCAUCAUCACGCAGGAUUACCUCUGCAUGGCAAGAAUCAAUUCCCGGACGACACUGUACCCACAAUGCGUCCAGCAAUUCUAUCCUAUAUCGACCAAGUCACCAACUUGGGCAAGUGUCUCUCCGACGCUAUGUCCCUUUCGUUGGGUUUGGAUGUUGGCUAUAUGCGCCAACACUUUCUCUCCCCGGAACCAGUGGCCAUUGUGCGCUGCUUCAAAUACUUUGCCCCUGAGGAUAACCCUGAAGGCAAAUGGGGCAUCGGUGAACACACCGAUUUUGGAUACUUGACCAUUCUGAACCAAGGAUCGCCCGGCUUGCAAAUCCUAUCCCCAACAAAGGAAUGGGUUGACGUCCCAGCUGAUGAAGAUACGCUGCCUCCUCCACCGGGAACAUAUCGUAUCUCGUUUCCCUUCUUCUUCGAUUUCUCAUGGGAUGCAAAGAUGGUUCACCUUCCAUUAGAUCAUCUUGGGCCGCUCUCGCAACUGCAAGAAGAAGAAGCAAAGGCGCGGUGGGCAAACACCACCUUUACCGGAGUUUCUGGAGUCUGGGCACAGUACCUCGCCAAGAAGGUCAAAAAGGUCUUCCCAGACUUGGAUUUGCCCGACUUUGAACACAAUUCUAAGCCCUCAACGAGGUUUACUGUAGCAGUAAAUGUUUGA
Molecule: messenger RNA, 1059 nt
Organism: Acaulospora colombiana
Lineage: Eukaryota; Fungi; Glomeromycota; Glomeromycetes; Diversisporales; Acaulosporaceae
Source: the annotation of a GenBank genome assembly